Molecule: messenger RNA, 279 nt
Organism: Colletotrichum aenigma
Lineage: Eukaryota; Fungi; Ascomycota; Sordariomycetes; Glomerellales; Glomerellaceae
Exons: 2
Coding region: 1-279 (92 amino acids)
Source: RefSeq, a predicted model, not a curated record
AUGGCAAAGAACUUCGGCUUCCUGGCAGUCCUCAUGAUGGCGGUUGUUCCCAAUGCUGACAAGCAUCGUCUCUGCGCCUGUGUGAGAGACCAGCCUCCUGCAGGCAUGAUCAUUGACGACGAAGCCACAAAGGCUGUUGUCAACGGUUCUGAUGAACGAUUUGUGUACAGUGAGUCAGCAAUCUUCGUGGGAGUUCCGAUCCUCUCUUACAGUUUCCAAAAGGUGAAGCUUGGUGGUACAUCAGACUCCACAAUGCUCCCCACGAUGGGUCAUACGUAA